AUGUCCAGUCUAAACAUCGCCUCAAGAGUCCUUCUCACCCAGCAAAUUUCUCGCCCCCUCGCAAGAACAUCUGCUGCCAUGGCCAUCAGGAACUACAACGCCACAGUCGUCAAGGACACGCCCGCAGGAGCAGGAGCCAAAAAGGCAAAGUUUGCUGACAAGUUCGCCAGUGGACCCAGCUUUGACGACUUUGUUGGUGGAAACCAGAAGCUAUCGGCUGAGGAGGCUUUGGAGCUCAAGGAGACUGUUGUCGAGAAGGAGGCUGCUGAAGCUGUCGCCAAGGCAACUGGAAAGCCUGCCAAGCGUGCGCCAAAGCAGCGUUUGCCAGAGUGGCUCAAGACGGCCAUUCCCGUUGGAAAGAACUAUACAGAGAUCAAGAAAAACCUCAGGGAGCUCAAACUUCACACGGUCUGCGAGGAGGCCAAAUGCCCCAACAUCUCCGACUGCUGGGGCGGUGGAGAGCACCAGACCGCCACUGCUACUAUCAUGUUGAUGGGAGACGAGUGCACCCGCGGAUGCCGUUUCUGUUCUGUCAAGACCAGCAAGGCACCUAAGCCUUUGGAUAUUCAUGAGCCAGAGAACACUGCCGAAGCUAUCUCCCGAUGGGGCUUGGACUAUGUCGUCUUGACCUCUGUCGAUCGCGAUGACCUUGCAGACGGUGGAUCUGCUCACUUUGCAGAGACCAUUACGAAGUUGAAACAGAAGGCACCCAAGAUUUUGGUGGAGUGCUUGACAGGAGAUUUCCAGGGAGACAUGCAGUGCGUGGCUCGUGUGGCAACUUCAGGAUUGGACGUCUAUGCUCACAACAUUGAGACUGUCGAGGCACUCUCUGCUUACGUCCGUGACCCUCGCGCAAAGUUCAGACAGUCGAUCGCCGUCUUGGCGCACGCAAAGAAGGCUAAGCCUGGUUUGUUGACCAAGACCAGUAUGAUGUUGGGGUGCGGCGAGACUGAGGCAGAGGUUGUCCACGCCAUGGAUGAGCUCCGCAAGGCUGAAGUUGAUGUGUUGACGUUGGGACAGUACAUGCGACCCACCAAGAAACACAUGCGUGUGCACGAAUACGUCAAGCCCGAGGUCUUUGAACGGUAUCAGAAGCUGGCCGAGGAGCGCGGCUUCAAGUAUGUUGCCGCAGGACCCUUGGUUCGUUCCUCAUACAAGGCAGGAGAGUUCUACAUCAGCAACAUCUUGAAGAAGGAGAAGGAGGCGGUCAUCCCCAUUAUCGGAAACGAUGCGGUCGUCAAGCUGACAGGCGCUGGCGUUCGUGUCUAA
Linnemannia hyalina is the source of this 1269-nucleotide messenger RNA. NCBI's taxonomy places the organism in Eukaryota, Fungi, Mortierellomycota, Mortierellomycetes, Mortierellales, Mortierellaceae. The record is from the annotation of a GenBank genome assembly.